Messenger RNA from Aspergillus sclerotioniger CBS 115572, 467 nucleotides. RefSeq lists its product as uncharacterized. Bases 18 to 467 code for a protein of 149 amino acids. The transcript has 2 exons. The record is from RefSeq and is a predicted model, not a curated record. Lineage: Eukaryota; Fungi; Ascomycota; Eurotiomycetes; Eurotiales; Aspergillaceae.
ACUACCUCAACCCCAUCAUGUCCUUCUCCAUCCAAUUCGAAUCCGCCGGCAUCUACCACAUCGGCACCCCCUCCCAACAAAUGCUCGUUUCCUUCGAAGAGCUGCUCGGCUUCCACGCGGGCAUUAUCGGUCUACUAGAAUACGGCCACGGAUGGCGAGUCACAAAAGCAGCCAUCCGACGACUUAUCGCACGUCUUCGCUGGCGACCGAUGGACAGCCCAUACUCUGUGUGCAUCGACAGUUCGGGUCCCAUAUACUAUGUGAUUACACACGGCGAGGAUGCAAUUCGAAUUACGGCGCAGGAGCUCGACGCGUCGCUGUUCGGACGCGUGAUUAAGAAACAGUGGGAUCGGGGAACGGAUGAUGGGUGGGUGGUGAUUGGGUUAUCGAUCCUCCGGGCGUUUGUGUAUGGAAUGUGGAAGAAUUUGGCGUAUCAGAUGCGGUGGAGGAAGGUUGGAGCUACUUGA